This is a messenger RNA of Sebastes umbrosus (honeycomb rockfish), 2637 nucleotides long. RefSeq names its product gigaxonin (gene gan). The coding region runs from base 377 to 2188 and encodes 603 amino acids. The transcript has 13 exons. Lineage: Eukaryota; Metazoa; Chordata; Actinopteri; Perciformes; Sebastidae. Gene Ontology annotation, biological process: cytoskeleton organization; protein ubiquitination; regulation of cytokinesis. The record is from RefSeq and is a predicted model, not a curated record. Gene Ontology annotation, molecular function: ubiquitin-protein transferase activity; cullin family protein binding. Gene Ontology annotation, cellular component: Cul3-RING ubiquitin ligase complex.
GUUUCAAGAGGCGGUGAGACGCGUCGGACGCCCGUGAUUUACAUAAAGUAGAAAAGCCCUCAACUUUAUGUAAAUGAGGAGUGGGCGUUGUGACGCUCCGUUUCUUUAAUCGCGACGCCACGCUACCAGAAUGCAUUGCGCGCAGCUUACAUAGACAAUGAAUGGGGAGCGUGGAAAGCACGGAGCCUGUGGACAUGUACCAUUAUCGUUCACUUAAAAGAGCCGGCUGAAUGAACCGGCUCGUUCGCGAUCGACACAUCACUACCAGCCACAACAGUCUAGCCCAGAGUGAUUCAUGUUGUCCUAGAUGUAGUUAUAGGUACAGGCUGUGCCCAUAGAACAAGAAAAGAAGAGCAGUUCGCAGUCUUAAGCAGACAUGCCCGACUCUGUGUCGAGUGAAACCGGUUCGAAGGUUUCGGACCCUCAACACUCCCAGAAACUCCUCCGGGUCCUUCGCACCUUCUGGCAGGAGCAUAGCUUCCACGAUGCACUGCUGGUGGUGGAUGGAGAAGAGAUGCCUGUCCAGAAAAACAUCCUGGCUGCUGCCAGCCCUUAUGUCAGGACCAAGCUGAACUACAAUCCUCCGAAGGAAGAUGGGUCUACAUACAGAAUCGAGCUGCAGGGGGUCUCCAUGCCCACCAUGAAACAGAUCCUGGACUACAUCUUCAGCGGUGAAAUCACUUUAAAUGAAGACACCAUCCAGGACAUGGUGCAGGCAUCUGACCUGCUCCUCAUGACUGACCUCAAGUUCCUGUGCUGCCAGUUCUUAGAGAGUUGCAUCACCGCGGAGAACUGCAUCGGCAUCCGGCUCUUCUCUCUGCAUUACUGCCUUUCCCACGUCCACUAUGCCGCCACUGAGUUCCUGCAGACACAUUUUGGCGAUGUGGCGCGCACUGAGGAGUUCAGGGAGUUGCCCCAUAACCGGCUCUGUGAGGUGCUGGCCAUGGAGAAGCUGAACGUGGGCAACGAAAAGCACGUGCUGGAGGCUGUGGUGCGAUGGUUUGCACAUGACUCAGAGGAUCGCAAGGUACACAUGAAGGAAGUGAUGUCUACAGUAUGGAUGCAGGGCCUGGAUGUGAGCUACCUGAGAGAGCAGGCCAUGGGAGAGCCGCUGAUGAGGGAGGUGAUCAGAGAGUACUGUCAGGAGGCGCUGGCGGAUAGUCCGCUGCAGGGUGAGGCUCUGCUCGCCGCCUUCAAACCCCGAGGUUACUCAGAGUGUAUUGUUAUCGCCGGAGGAGAGGAUCGCAAAACCAGGAAGCCAACUGCUGCUACGCGCUGCAUGUGUCCGCUCUACGACACCAACAGACAGGCCUGGGUCGAGCUGCAGCCAAUGAGUGUCGCCCGCUUCGGCCACGGGGUGGUCGCUGCCGAGGGUUUUCUGUUUGUGAUGGGCGGAACAGAUGAACACAACACACUCCUAGACAGUGGAGAGAAAUAUGACCCUGACUCCAACACCUGGAGCCCCAUACCCCCAAUGCUACAGACUCGUCAGAACUUUGGUGUGGUGGAGCUGGACGGUCUGAUCUAUGUUCUCGGAGGAGAGACCAAAGAAAUAGAGCUGAUCACUGUUGAAGUGUUCGAUCCUCACUUCAAUACCUGGAAAAUGCAGACCAGUAUGACCAUGAUCCGCAAGGUCGGCUGCUAUGCCUCCAUGAAUAAGAAGAUCUACGCCAUAGGUGGGGGCUCCUACGGGAAGUUGUUUGACUCUGUUGAAUGCUAUGACCCCAAAACCCUGCAGUGGACAGGCCUCUGUCCUCUGAAAGAGAGAAGGUUCGGGUCGGUGGCGUGUGGCGUCGGCCAGGAGCUCUACGUGUUCGGCGGAGUUAGAAGCAAGGAAAACGAAAACCCCGAGCAAAGACAGAUGAUGACCUGCAAGUCUGAGUUCUACCAUGACGAGAUGAGGAGGUGGAUGUUCCUGGAUGACCAGACCCUGUGUAUCCAGACCAGCUCAUCCUUCGUUUACGGUGCUGUGCCCAUCGGAGCCUGCAUCUACGUUGUGGGAGACCUGGACACAGGAACAAGCUUCGACUACAUCCGUGAGUUUCGCCGCAGCACUGGGACGUGGCAUCACACCAAGCCUAUGUUACCCACCGACCUCUCCAAAACAGCCUGCGCCGCCCUUCGUAUUGCCAACUGUCGACUGUUCCGUCUUCAGUUGAGCCAGGGCAUAUUCCGGAUCAGAGUCUGACUUCGGGACACCAGCCAGUGGCCCUGUGUCGGCUCCACACUCCACUUUUGCACACUGGUACUUUCUACCUGCUGUAGGACUGGGUUUAGGGAUUUUAAAGUUGCUAGAUAUUGAGGAUUGUGACUCUUGGUUCAGGGGUUUAUAUUUGACUGAGACUUGACGGGACAAAAGUUCAUCUUUUAAACCCUUUUUUUAAUACCAUUUUUUAUAAACCUUAAUAUAUUUUUUUUCUUUCUAAUGUGAGGUUUGAUCUUUAUUUUUAUUUUUUUGCUUUUUAUUUUAAUAGCCAUGCAUCAUUUGUGAUGUUUUACUGGUAAUCUGUUCCUUGGUGAGGGAUUUAAACUGUAAACAACACUUGAUACAGAUUACCACAUUAUUACAUGAGGGAUUAUGAUUGAGAUUAUAAAAGCACUGCUGUGUUGCAAUUAGGGAUGCUAAUUUUGAAAAAA